Acanthaster planci (crown-of-thorns starfish) is the source of this 3867-nucleotide messenger RNA. RefSeq names its product T-complex protein 11-like protein 1. Gene Ontology annotation, biological process: signal transduction. The record is from RefSeq and is a predicted model, not a curated record. NCBI's taxonomy places the organism in Eukaryota, Metazoa, Echinodermata, Asteroidea, Valvatida, Acanthasteridae.
CUACCAGUUUCCAGCUGAUAUUGGACGAAACAGCAGAUAUUUCCUCAGAAAGGUUACCUACCGACUGCUCCACAGUUGCUGAAACUAUAGUUGCUAAAUUACAAACUAAUCUAUAGGAACUGCAGAAAAUCUGGUGUCAAAAGGAAAUCUUCAACUAUAUUCAGAGAGAACUGUCUGAGCACGAUGCCCCUGGAACAUAAGGACAGAGAGACAAGUAAGCCAACGGAAGAUGAGAGUGGGGAUUCCCCUGGGGUCAGCAAUGCCUCGGAUCAGGAACCCGCUCUAGACUCCUCGGGGGAAGGGGAAGCCUUUAGAAAGAGACAGCGAGUCAACAGUCCGCGGAAGAAUGAGCCAAUGGCCUCUCCACACAAACACGCUACCUUUGAAGAGUUGCUUAAAACAGCGGGGCUGGUUUCCAACAUGUCACUGGCUCAUGAAAUUGUGGUGGAUGGGAACUUCAAGCUGAAGGCCAGGGAAUUGCCAGACAACUCCAUUGAAAAACAGGUCCGUGACAUCAUGCACAAGGCAUUUUGGGACAGCCUGAAAGAUCAACUAGAGGGUGACCCUCCGAGCUACCACCACGCAGUUACGUUGCUAGGGGAAAUCAAGGAGAUCCUGAUCUCCAUACUUCUGCCCCAACACGACCGCCUCCGUACCCAGAUAGAUGAGGUCAUUGACCUGCCCCUCAUCCACCAGCAGGCAGAUUAUGGCGCCUUAGAUGUCUAUCACUAUGGUGACUUCAUCAUCAGUACCAUGGGGAUGCUGUGUGCUCCUGCCCGAGAUGAGGAGAUUGCCAAACUGAAGGAUAUGGUCGAUGUUGUGGAGCUCUUCAGAGAAAUCUUUCGCGUCCUGGAUCUGAUGAAACUAGACAUGGCCAACUACACCCUGCAGAGCCUGCGACCCCACAUCAAGCAGCAGUCCGUAGAUUACGAGAGGGGCAAGUUCCAGGAGUUCCUCAAGACACAGCAAGAUGGACUAGAGCUGACCAGGAAGUGGUUGGAAGAGGCUGCGGACGACCUACGGUCGCAUGAAUCCCAGCAGCCCGCAGAGGGUGCCGCAUCCUCACCACCCACACUCACACCAGUGGCCAUCCUGAACCAUGGCUACAUGAAGCUGCUCGACUGGCCAGAUGUGCAGUUAUACCCAGAGACAAUUGUCAUGGACCAAGGCAGGCUUCAGGAGAUGGCAGACAAGCUGCAGAAGGCAGUCCUGAUUGCCACCGUCCUGCUAGUGACCUACACCAAUGUGGGGCCCAUCAUCACAAGCAUACAGGGCUUCCCAAGCAACCUCAAACACCACAUUGCUACCAUCCUGGAGGGAGUCAAAGAUCACAGUUCCAUAAUGCCCAACGUAGCAGACCAGGUCUGCACUGAUGUCAAUGGGUGCCUGAAAGAACGAGGUGUGGCAGAGAUGGAUGCCAUGAAGAUGGACGCCUUGAAAAGUCAGGUCACAGCAGCAGGAGACAGGCAGCACAGUGUCCACAAAUUGUUAGAUUCCAGAGCCAGGUCUUUCAUCAAAAUGCUCAUCAGUGGUCCCAUUAACUUUGACCCUGCGACUCGCAUACCUCCAGGACUUGCCACUGUCCAGCCACAGCUGCUUGAGGUCGCGGGUCAGUUUGUGAGGGUCAUAGGUCACAAUCGGACUGUGUACGGACCUUUCUACUCUGAAAUCCUCGGGAAGAUCUUAAAUAUCACAUAACUGGAGUAGGUUGAGGGGACUUUGUCUACUAUUUUUUUUCCUUUGAGAAAUAUUUAUUGUUACACAAAGACUUGCCUACACCAACCACAGAUGCACUUUUGAAUUUUUGAAUUUAAUUUUCAGUCGUAGAAUUACUUUGGAAUAAUGUGAAAUGAGUUUUAUAUUUGGAAAAAAAGUUGUUGGAGCUGCACCUCAUACGCGGUAAUUAAAUCCUUAAAAAUGUGUAUGAAUGGAAAAUUUUGAGAGCUCUGCUGUUGAAAGAUUGCAGCAAUAGAUCAAAUUUGAUAUCUUCCAGUGAUAUUGGAUCUGCCAUAGAAAUUUCACGUAGAGUAACUUUAAUAUGGAUGCUUGCCAAUUCGUAUGCGACAGGGUAAAAUUGCUUGUUCCAUGCGAGGAGUUAUCAACAAGGUGUCACAAAAACGAAAAUUAAUUUCUCUGAAUUCAGUUCCAUAUAGAGUAGGGAAGUGAAUACGUCACGUGCACAGUUUUGUGUGUAAAAGGCAUAAGUGCGAGAACCAGCGCCUGAACCAACACGCGCGCGUACUCCAUUCAUUGGCACUACACUUCCUAGUUCAAAAUGACAUCACACUUCAGUACUCUAUAUACUUUGAGGAUUCCUAUUAAGUAAUAUAUACAUGUAUAUAUGUGUGUGUGAACUUGGAUUAUGUUGAGUGACAUUUGAAAUUUCACACUUUUGUUUGUGCUGUGUAUGACAAUGUUCUGCAGUGGAAAGAAUUUGUGUUACAUAACUGUCAAUUUACCCAGACGUAUAUACCUGUAAACAUGUUGUUCACUGCAUGGUACAGACAUGUCUAUUUUGCCAGCUCAACCCAUGCGGUGCUGUGUGCCUACAGUUUGUUUUCUGAAAUGUGUUUAAAUGCAGAAGGCAUUGCCCGGUUUCAUUUGGAUUUCAAGUCAAACUGCAGAUGAGAAUAAUUGUUAUCAAGCUAGGUGUAACAUGCACAUGUGUUUCCUUUUCUGAAGGUGAGGUUUUAAUUCUUGUGGUUGAUUAUCAUUUCAUUAUUUUCCACAUAUUGAGACAUUUCCAAGGUCUAUUUUGUGUUUACACGAUUUCAUGCACAGUGUCUAUGUAUUUGAUUGUGUUUUUCAUAAAGCAACUGAAAUUACGACACAACUUUGAAGCUCAGUUAGCAACUCUUUUACUCAAUAACUUGUUUGGUACUACAGUAUUGUAAAAUAGUGAGAAUUUAAAAGUGAAUUUUUGGGUAUGGUUUGAGGCUUCAUCGCUGUAUAUCUUUUUAUAUAGCUAUAUGGAUAUAUUUUAUCACCUUGAGUCAAGUAUGUUUAAGUUGAUUUGGCAAUAAUUUCUCUGAAGAUAGGAUUCUUGGUUUUAUUCUAAGCUUUAUAUAAAAUAUAAAAUAAGUAGUUUGUAAAAAGAUGAAGUAGACCAGUGCCAACUUUAAAUGAAGGAACCAAACAAACGGCCCUACUACCAGGCCCUUAUCGGGGCUCAAAAUGCCAGCCUGAAUGCACUUGUCCUGGUUCUACUGUAAAGUUGAUUGGAUUGAAGGUGUAAAACAGUGAUUGGUGUAUUUCUGUGACUUCAUGGGGUCAUCCAUUUCUUCGAACAUCAUUUUCACAAUGUGAAAAAUAUACUCUAGGUUAAUGGAGUAAACGGCCUGUUUGAUGACCGACAAUCAUUGUUUUCUCAUGUACCGUUUUAGGGGUCACAGAGACAAGGGUAUGCUUUUGUCCAUUCAUGAAAAAAUAAUUGCUCAAGAAAUAAAUGCCUUUCGGGGGUUUCUGCAGAAUAAUCGCACUGGUGAGUGGCACAAGCAGGAACUGAUCGAGGGGGAUUGGAUGACAUCUUUUUUUGAUAAUUGAAGGGAGUACUACCCUCUUUUUUGGUGGGGGGGGGGAACAGGAGGUUCACUUCUUGCUGUGCCAAAGUGGGAUAAUGUGUGUCCUUAUCCCUAACCCCAGGGUGUAUGUAAAAUCAAAUUGGAGGAUUGAGGACUGUUUUGGUAACAAGGUUUAUUUCAUUGAAAUGGUUAUAUAGUAGAUGUAAACAAUUCCAUUGUGCUAUAUAAUAUAAUUUACAUGUAGGACACUCUAGAAUUUACCUCAAUUGUGGUAGUGACACUUUUAUUUGUAAAUAGGAAUCUGCCGAUUUGUGGAAAUUAAAGAUAAAUAAUCUGAUUUGUUUGA